GGCAGGGUUCCCCGGCGGUGUGGCAGGGCUCCCCGUUUGUCCGGCAGGGCUCCCCGUUUGUCCGGCAGGGCUCCCCGCUUGUCCCGCAGCCCGGGCCGGGAUGGAGCUGCGGCGCUGGCGGCGCUGCGGGCGGAGCGGGGCGGGCGGCCCCGGCCGCUCCUCCUCUGCGGGGCCAUAGGAGGCCGGGGCGGGCUCGGCUCGCCUGGGCGAGCGGUGCCGCUGCUCGCCAGCCCUCCCGCUCCGCUGGCCGGGCCGGGCCGGGCCGGGCUGUCCCCGCCAUGUGCGCUCAGCUGCCGCUCCCAUAGCCCUGCCGGCAGCGCGGCGCCUGGCGGGGCCCCUCGGGAACUUUGAUGGCUUCUUUGAGGAGAGUCAAAGUCCUGCUGGUGUUAAACCUGAUCGCCGUGGCCGGCUUCGUCCUCUUCCUGGCCAAGUGCAGACCCAUCACGACCAAGAGCGGCGACUCCUUCCAUGACAUCCAUCCCAGGGCAGAGGUGGCCAACCUGACAGCCCACGGCAUCAGCUCCAUCCAGGAUGCGGUGCUGAAGAGACUCUCGCUGCUGGAGGACAUCGUCUACAGGCAGCUGAACGGUUUGUCCAAGUCCCUUGGUCUCAUUGAGGGCUAUGGUGGCCGUGGCAGGGGUGGCCUCCCAGCCACCCUGUCCCCCGAGGAGGAAGAGAAAGCCAAGGGACCCCACGAGAAGUAUGGCUACAACUCCUACCUCAGUGAGAAGAUUUCCUUGGACCGCUCCAUCCCGGAUUAUCGCCCUACCAAGUGCAAAGAGCUGAAAUACGGGAAGGACCUGCCCCAGAUCUCCAUCAUCUUCAUCUUUGUGAACGAGGCGCUGUCGGUGAUCCUGCGCUCGGUGCACAGCGCCGUCAACCACACGCCCGCGCCCCUGCUGAAGGAGAUCAUCCUGGUGGACGACAACAGCGAUGAGGAGGAGCUGAAGGCGCCGCUGGAGGAGUACGUCAACAAGCGCUACCCGGGGCUGGUGAAGGUGGUGAGGAACCAGAAGAGGGAAGGGCUGAUCCGGGCGCGCAUCGAGGGCUGGAAAGCUGCCACGGGCCAGGUCACCGGCUUCUUCGACGCCCACGUGGAGUUCACUGCUGGCUGGGCGGAGCCGGUGCUGUCCCGGAUCCAGGAGAACAGGAGGAGGGUGAUCCUGCCCUCCAUCGACAACAUCAAGCAGGACAACUUCGAGGUGCAGCGCUACGAGAACUCGGCACACGGCUACAGCUGGGAGCUGUGGUGCAUGUACAUCAGCCCCCCCAAGGACUGGUGGGACGCUGGGGACCCCUCCCUGCCCAUCAGGACCCCGGCCAUGAUCGGCUGCUCCUUCGUGGUCAACAGGAAGUUUUUUGGGGAGAUCGGGCUGCUGGACCCCGGCAUGGACGUGUACGGAGGGGAGAACAUCGAGCUGGGCAUCAAGGUGUGGCUGUGUGGGGGCAGCAUGGAGGUGCUGCCCUGCUCCAGGGUGGCCCACAUCGAGCGCAAGAAGAAGCCCUACAACAACAACAUCGGCUUCUACACCAAGCGCAACGCGCUGCGCGUGGCCGAGGUGUGGAUGGACGACUACAAGUGGCACGUGUACAUCGCCUGGAACCUGCCCCUGGAGAACCCAGGGAUUGACAUUGGGGAUGUUUCUGAGAGGAAAGCCUUGAGGAAGAGCCUGAAGUGUAAAAAUUUCCAGUGGUACCUGGACCAUGUUUAUCCAGAAAUGAGGAGAUACAACAACACCAUUGCUUAUGGAGAGCUGAGGAACAACAAGGCCAAGGACGUGUGUCUGGACCAGGGCCCGCAGGAGAACCACACAGCAAUCCUGUACCCGUGCCAUGGCUGGGGCCCACAGCUGGCUCGCUACACCAGGGAGGGUUUCCUGCACCUGGGGGCCCUGGGCACCACCACGCUGCUGCCCGACACGCGCUGCCUGGUGGACACCGGCAAGAGCCGCUUCCCGCAGCUGCUGGACUGUGACAAGGUCAAGAGCAGCCUCCACAAGCGCUGGAGCUUCAUCCAGAACGGAGCCAUCCUGAACAAGGGCACGGGCCGGUGCCUGGAGGUGGAGAACAGGGGCAUGGCUGGCAUUGACCUGAUCCUUCGCAGCUGCACAGGACAGAGGUGGACAAUUAAAAACUUCAUCAAGUAGAGGCUGAAAGAGUCAGGGGAGUCUGACUCGAGCCACGGCCGACAGGGGCUGACACGCCUGGACUCCUUUGGGAAGGAUGGAAAAGCAAGCAGAGCUUUAUUGGUGUUCCUAGGAGAGGACCUGGGGGAGAUGGGCAUCUGUGGCUUUAUUUUCACCAGCUGUGGGUCUCCCCCAGCUGAUCCCAGCUCUGGAGCUGGCUCAGAACUGCUGCUCCCCCUGGCCAGCCCUCCAAGAGCUGCCACAUUCCCUGCUGGAGCCUCUCUCGUGGGCUGGGGCAGUCUGGGAGCGUUGACUGACAGGGAAUUUCUGCUUUCCCACACAACCCCGAGCUCUCCCAAAGGGCUGGGGAGGUUUGCACCGUGAGCCUGGACGCUCCUGCCUGGUGAGUGUGGGAACUGAGGAGCUUGGGAGAGGAAAAGGUUCCCAAGCCCCAAAGGAGCCGAGUUUGAAGGAUUUGUUUUGCUGGGUCCUUGUUCCCUUUUCCCUUUCCUACCCCUGCAUCCAGCAGCCCUUUCCCUGAGUUCUGGAGAAGCAAAACACACCCCAGCAGCUCCCAGGGAUCUUUCCAGCCCUUAAUCACAGAAGUUACCCAAACAAAUGCAGUGGAAUAAACCCCCUGACCUCCCCUUGCCCCCCUCUCCAUCAGCCAGACGCUGCUGCCCAAAGCAGCACCUCCCUCCAUGGAGACCCCAAAGGGACCCCAUGGAGACCUGGGACGUCUGCCUGCCCUUCUGGGUGACUGCAGGAAUGUUCUCUGGGGCUUGAGCCCCCUGUCCUGCCUGCUCAGGCCUGGCCAAGGACCCCCAGAGUCACUGCAGCCCCUCCUGAGCUGUGGCAGGGACAGGGAGGGAGGCCAAGGCACCAGCUGAAAUUCUGCCCUGAAGUCACUUCAGGCUUGUUACUCCAGGGGAGGGAUCCCAGCUGAUUUAUUUUUGGCUCACAGUAAUCCUGGCUACCAAAUCCCAGCUACCAAAUCCACCUGGGAGAGCUCUGCUGGGGUCCUGGUGUGUGUCUGCCUGGAGAGGGGAAACUGGAUCCCACAGAGCUGCUGUGUGUGGAUGGCCACGGGCUUUGCUCAGCAGGGAGGAGAAACCAGCCCAUCUCCUGUCCUUCUCCCAGAAUAAUCCUCUUUGUGGCUGCCCUCUGGCUAGGGUGCACUAAAAUAGAUUAAUAUAUGAGAUGUAUGUGUAAAUAUGUUUCCCAAGCUGGGAUGUGCACAGAUCCUUUGCUGCAGAGCACUCAUGCCUGUCUUCCAUUUGCAUCAGGAUGAAGCUCCCUGGAUGUUUAACGAGCUGAACUUCCAAUGCCAUGCAGCAGGUUUCUAACUGAUGUUUUAGUAAUUUAUUGAAGAGAAGCAGAUCUAUUUCAUUGUUCCUUCUACAGCAGCGAGCAUCACCUAGGACUGAUUGUUCAUUUAGGCUUUACGAGGCUCCCUCACCCACUGGGGCUGUCUCUGAUUUUUCCCCUGCCUUCCUUCAUGAAGUAAAACCUCUUAGUUGUCCUGACUUGCAGAGUAGAGAGUCAGUGUAGGAUUUUGCUCUCUUUUUCGCUGUUGCAUCAUCUCUUGUGUAAUAAAUCUGAGCACUUCCAAAGCCG
Poecile atricapillus (Black-capped chickadee) is the source of this 3743-nucleotide messenger RNA. It is a transcript of the gene GALNT17, whose product is annotated as polypeptide N-acetylgalactosaminyltransferase 17. Gene Ontology annotation, cellular component: Golgi apparatus. NCBI's taxonomy places the organism in Eukaryota, Metazoa, Chordata, Aves, Passeriformes, Paridae. Bases 351 to 2147 code for a protein of 598 amino acids. The record is from RefSeq and is a predicted model, not a curated record. The transcript has 11 exons.